This is a messenger RNA of Myxocyprinus asiaticus (Chinese sucker), 3398 nucleotides long. Its product is annotated as ubiquitin carboxyl-terminal hydrolase 1-like. The coding region runs from base 849 to 2987 and encodes 712 amino acids. Lineage: Eukaryota; Metazoa; Chordata; Actinopteri; Cypriniformes; Catostomidae. The transcript is spliced from 7 exons. Gene Ontology annotation, cellular component: nucleus; cytosol. The record is from RefSeq and is a predicted model, not a curated record. Gene Ontology annotation, molecular function: cysteine-type deubiquitinase activity; cysteine-type endopeptidase activity. Gene Ontology annotation, biological process: regulation of DNA repair; protein deubiquitination.
ACCCGGAAGAGAAUUUGCUAUGGGUUCCCUUGGGAUUUUCAAAAUGAGGUUUUUGAACUUAUGAGAAAAAUAAGGUCUGUGGUAAACAUUACUUGAAGAUGCGUGGACGUUUUGUUCUACAACAUAGAUUUCACACAGUUAUACUUCAAAUGUGAAUUUUAAAGCCAUAUUGAAUUACAGUUGAAAUCAGAAGUUUACAUACACCUUAGCCAAAUACAUUUAAGUUUUUUUAACAGUUUUUCACAAUUCCUGACAUUCAAUCGCAGAAAACAUUCCCUGUCUGAGGUCAAUUAGGAUCACUAUUUUAAGAAUGUGAAAUGUCAGAAUAAUAGUAGAGAGAAUGAUUUAUUUCAGCUUUUAUUUCUUUCAUCACAUUCUCAGUUUACACACACUUUGUUAGUAUUUGGUAGCAUUGCCUUAAACAAUUUAAACUUGGGUCAAACGUUUUGGGUAGCCUUCAACAAGCUUCUCACAAUAAAUUGCUGGAAUUUUGGCCCAUACCUCCAGACAGAACUGGUGUAACUGAGUCAGGUUUGUAGGCCUCCUUGCUUGCAUGUGCUUUUUCAGUUCUUCCCACAAAUUUUCUAUCGGAUUGAGGUCAUUGUCCAUUUUGAAGACCCAUUUGUGACCAAGCUUUAAAUUCCUGGCUGAUGUCUUGAGAUUUUGCUUCAAUGUAUCCACGUAAUUUUCCUUCCUCAUGAUGCCAUCUAUUUUGUGAAGUGCACCAGUACCUCCUGCAGCAAAGCACCCCGAAAACAUGAUGCUGCCACCCCCAUGCUUCACGGUCGGGAUGGUGUUCUUCGGCUUGCAAGCCUCACCCUUUUUCCUCCAAACAUAACGAUGUCAUUAUGGCCAAACAGUUCAAUUUUUGUUUCAUCAGACCAGAGGACAUUUCUCCAAAAAAUGAACGUGGUACCUUCAGCUGUUUGGAAAUUGCUCCCAAGGAUGAACCAGACUUGUGGAGGUCCACAAUUUUUUUUCUGAGGUCUUGGCUGAUUUCUUUAGAUUUUCCCAUGAUGUCAAGCAAAGAGGCACUGAGUUUUAAGGGGGACUGUAGUGAGGACACCCUACCUGUUCACAUGGAGCUGCUAUGCAGUUUCCACAGCCUCAUCUCCUCUGUGGAGCAGCUUCAGUCCAGCUUUCUGCUUAACCCAGAAAAAUACAAUGAUGGAGAGCUUGCCACACCACCCCGCAGACUGCUUGACACACUCAGGCAGCUCAAUCCUAUGUACGAGGGCUACAUGCAGCAUGAUGCACAGGAGGUACUGCAGUGUAUUCUUGCAAACAUACAGGAGGCCUGUGACACUAUUAAAAAAGAGCAAAAAAGCAACCAAAAGGACACUGCAAUGAGUAAUGGAAUAGGUGUGUCCUCCCUCGAGGAGGAUGGAAGCUCUGAUGGUCAGCUGAGCGGAAAAAGAAAGAGCGACACUGAAGCAGGCAACGCAAAGAAAAAGCCGAAAUCUCAGAGCAAGUCCAAGAAAAAUGAGGAAAACGUGCCUAUGACCCGCUCAAAGAGAAGGUCUUCCAGUGACAUAACCACAGAGAGUUCUGUUAUGGACCAGAAGAAUGGAGAUGAAGAAUGGGAAGAGAAGGAGAGAGGGAGCACCACAGAGGAAGAGAAGAAUUACAGUCCCCCCAAAGAGGUGGGCAAGAGGAUGAGAAGAGGGAAGCUGGGCUGGUUGAAGCCGUCAGGGAAGCAGCCUAGCAUCUUCUCAAAGUUCCGCAGCAUGGGACGAAUAAGCUCACAUAUUGGAGGGAGAGGAGAUACCAAGGAGAAAUCAGACUGUAGUACCCAAGAGAAGCAGGAAAAGGACAUGCCUGAAAAUGAAAGCAAAACUCAAGAUGCUAAACUGAGCCUUGGAAAGAAUGAAGAGCGUUCAGGCUUGGAUGUGCUGAAGUGGAUGUUCCAGGGUCAGCUGGUGCUGCGGACACGCUGCCUGGAAUGUGAGUGUUACACAGAGAGAAGGGAGGACUUUCAAGACAUCAGUGUGCCUGUGCAAGAAGACGAGACCAGUUGCUCUGACCCCAAUUCUGAGAUUUCUCCAGAUCCAAAGCCUGAGCUAAAGACUCUAAAGUGGGCCAUUUCUCAGUUUGCAUCUGUGGAGCGGAUUGUGGGUGAAGAUAAAUAUUUCUGUGAGACCUGUCAUCACUACACAGAAGCUGAGAGAAGUCUUCUGUUUGACAAAACCCCAGAGGUUGUCACAAUCCACCUGAAAUGCUUUGCUGCCAAUGGUUCUGAGAUGGACCCCUAUGCUGGCCUUUCCAAGGUGAACACCCCUCUGCAGACUCCUCUUAGACUUUCCCUGCAUGAGUGGUGCACUCAGCCUGAUGCUCCAGACCACAGCCAUCACUACGAGCUCUUCGCUGUGGUCAUGCACAGUGGAGUAACCAUCAGCAGUGGGCAUUACACCACGUACAUCCGUAUGGUGGAUCUCUAUCACACUGAUCUCAAGCCUCAGUCUCAGAAUGAAGAGCAAGACAGAGAGGAGGAUAUAAAACAGAAGAAAGAGGAGGUACCUCAAACAGAUUACGAUGAUGGGGAGGUGUCUUUCAGCUUGAGUGGCAGGGGGAAAAAUGUGCCCAAAAGGGCCAGCAUAACAAGCAAAGCAGGAGGUAAGAGGUGCUCUGAGGGCGUAGGGCUCUUAGGAGGACAAAGGAGCAUCACCAGUUAUGAGCUAGCCAACAGCAAGCAGACCAAUACUGAGAAGCCUACCAGUUUGGCCAGCUGUGUCUCUGGUACUCUGCUUCAAAACGUUGGAAUGAAGAAAGAGACCAGGGAAGAGAGUGGUGAUGCUAUGAUCGAUGGGACCCAGAUAAACGCUAACCUUGCUCUGCAGAACCUUUUGGACUUUGAAGGAAAGUGGAUGCUGUUUGAUGAUUCAGAAGUAAGACUCUUUGAAGAAGAGGACUUCCUGCGAGCCUGUUCCCCAGAGACGUGCUCCACCUCUACACCCUAUUUGCUUUUCUACAAGAGAGUCUCUCAGUAAAAACAGGCCAUUGGAUAUUGACAGAAACUGUGGUAUUACACUGGUCCACUCAGUAAUUAAGUUUUACUGUUGAGGAAUGGACAAUAGAGUAUGUUCGCAGGUCUUUAGAAAAGCAAGUCAGGAUAUGUGUUGAAAGUUACAUAGGCUUGUCUUACAAGUGUCAGUCAGUGAAAAGCCUGUGUAAAACGUUUGAGGCCAUGAAAUUUGUUGCCAUUGUUUAUACAAGUAUGAUUUUUGUGUCUUACUAUUUUUGUACUUUGAUCUUUCCUUGUUGUCUGCUUUUGAGUGACCCUCAAGCAAACAUACCUUGGCACUUACUGUAGUGCAUGUGACCAAUUUUUUCUGUACUUUCAACUAUUCCCUUAAAAUGCUUUGAUGAAUGACACAAACUGAUUAUAUAUAUAUAUUUUU